Messenger RNA from Daldinia caldariorum, 2573 nucleotides. RefSeq names its product 5-aminolevulinate synthase mitochondrial precursor. NCBI's taxonomy places the organism in Eukaryota, Fungi, Ascomycota, Sordariomycetes, Xylariales, Hypoxylaceae. Gene Ontology annotation, biological process: heme biosynthetic process. The transcript is spliced from 3 exons. The coding region runs from base 253 to 2133 and encodes 626 amino acids. The record is from RefSeq and is a predicted model, not a curated record. Gene Ontology annotation, cellular component: mitochondrion. Gene Ontology annotation, molecular function: 5-aminolevulinate synthase activity; pyridoxal phosphate binding.
AUUUCGCUCAACAGUCAUCAAUUCGCAAUAACGGUGGGUCGCCGAUAUCCCGGGGAUUUUUUAUUUUUUUUUUUUGGCUACCAGAGAAUGUAAACCCUUCCUUAAAGACUUACAUAAAUUAAACCUUCUCUCCUUGAUCUAACAAAACUUUUUCUUUUUCUUCCUCAAUUGAUACAACUAUUCCGCACCAAAUCAAUUGGUUACAACUUCACCUUGUUUUGCUCUUUUUUGGGACCUGUCGUGAUCGUCAAUAUGGACGCUGUGCUUCGCCAGUCCAAGGCGAUGUGCCCCUUCUUAAAGAAGGCCUCUCCUGCCACUCUUCGCGCAUUGUCAACCUCUACUCGCCCGCAAACUUCUCCAUGCGGCGGUACUAUCUCCAAGUUGCAGCUGCUCGGUCAGCGCUGCCCUGUCAUGGGCAAGGCGUUGGCCAUUCAGUCUGCUCGAGUUGGUAGGACUCCGAUGGCCGGCGCUGCAACUAUGAGUGGAAUUCGCAACUACUCCAGCCAGGCCGGUCAUACCAGUCAGACGAAGCAGGGGAGGGCCAAGAUUCACACUAGUCGUUCGCACGAAGCUAGAGCCGUAGAGACUUCUGUCUUCAACACGCGCGAAUCCGUCCAAUUUCCUCCAUCCGGUCAUGUCAAUCGCAAAGCCAAUGCGACAGCCCCGCUGGCCAACCCGUCGACCUCCGAUGGUAAAUUCAAUUACAAUGGCUUUUACGAUGCAGAGCUCGACAAGAAACACAAGGACAAGUCCUACCGUUAUUUCAAUAACAUCAACCGACUAGCUAAGGAAUUCCCACAGGCUCAUGGAGCUAACAAGGAAGACCGAGUGACGGUGUGGUGUUCCAACGAUUACUUAGGCAUGGGUCGUAACCCCAAAGUCCUCCAAGAAAUGCAUGAGACCCUUGAAGAAUACGGUGCGGGCGCAGGAGGGACUAGAAAUAUUUCAGGUCACAACAAGCACGCUGUCGAGCUCGAGGGAACUCUUGCGAAACUACACGCCAAAGAAGCCGCACUCGUAUUCAGCUCCUGUUAUGUUGCUAAUGAUGCGACACUUGCAACACUUGGGAGCAAGCUACCCGAAUGUGUUAUACUAUCGGACAGUCUGAACCAUGCUUCCAUGAUUCAGGGCAUUCGUCAUUCGGGGGCCAAGAAGAUGGUCUUCAAACAUAAUGAUUUGGAGGACCUUGAGGCUAAGCUCGCCUCUCUACCACUUCACGUACCCAAAAUCAUCGCUUUCGAAUCAGUCUACAGCAUGUGCGGUUCCAUUGGGCCCAUUGAAGCUAUUUGCGAUCUAGCUGAUAAAUAUGGGGCCAUCACAUUCCUCGAUGAGGUCCAUGCGGUCGGUAUGUAUGGCCCGAAAGGCGCUGGCGUUGCCGAACACCUGGAUUUCGAGGCCCACAAACAGGGUAGACCCGAAGGGACAAUUAUGGAUCGCAUAGAUAUCAUAACCGGUACCCUCGGUAAGGCUUACGGAUGUGUUGGUGGAUACAUUGCUGGAAGUGCAAAGCUCGUGGACAUGAUCCGAUCUUUAGCGCCUGGCUUCAUUUUCACUACCUCACUUCCCCCGGCUACCAUGGCCGGUGCCAGGGCUGCUAUCGAAUAUCAAAUGGAAUAUAAUGGCGACAGGCGACUCCAACAGCUUCACACACGCGCUGUUAAGGAGGCGUUGGAUGCCAAGGAUAUCCCUGUCAUACCGAAUCCCUCACAUAUCCUCCCGCUUUUGGUCGGAAACGCCGAGCUUGCAAAGCAAGCAUCCGAUAUGCUUUUAAACGACUAUCAGAUUUACGUGCAGUCUAUUAACUACCCGACUGUACCCGUAGGUCAGGAGCGCCUGAGGAUUACCCCGACUCCGGGACAUACGAAGCAAUAUCGUGAUGAACUGGUAGCCGCGGUAGAUGAAAUCUGGACUAAGCUUGGUAUCAAGCGAACUUCCGAAUGGGCGGCUGAAGGAGGCUUCAUUGGUGUUGGUGAAGCCGGUACCAAUGCUCCCGAGCCUCUCUGGACGGAUGAACAGCUUGGAAUCGAUCAGAAAAUCGCCAAAGAAAUCAAGGAAUCUAAGCCAGCUAAUGGCUUCAUGGAAACUCUGCUCGAACGUGAGAACUUGGAUAGGGGCGUGAGCGCUACUGCCUAAUUGCAUUCUAGUCCCAGUGGAGGUAAAAUUGCAUCCGCAAAAGGGGAGCUCAUCGGACCUAAUCCACGUUCUUUCGGGCGUAGCGGAAGAAUUGAAUGUGCGACGUUGAAAUUUUGAUCUGAUUCGAAUAUAGCCCGUACUGCGAAGACUGCAUUGUUCUGUCGUAAUAAAGUACCGAGGCUAACCAUAUAGCUAAACCCAGCAUUAUAUACAUGGCAAUACAAUCAGCGCCAUCUCGCUAGACGAUGGAUAACGCUCAUUGAAGUUUACAUUACUCCGUCAACUUUUGCAUACGUGAUACAUAUUUAACAUAUCCGUGACUAAAGUUGUAAAUAUUGGUCAUCGUCCGCUCUGCGAGUUGAUCUACAAAGCAAACGCUUACGAUUACUCUACACCGACCCCUCUAAUAGGACAAAUUAACUGCUAAAUUGGCAAAGGUC